Molecule: messenger RNA, 833 nt
Organism: Trifolium pratense (red clover)
Lineage: Eukaryota; Viridiplantae; Streptophyta; Magnoliopsida; Fabales; Fabaceae
Product: monothiol glutaredoxin-S15, mitochondrial
Exons: 6
Coding region: 103-579 (158 amino acids)
Source: RefSeq, a predicted model, not a curated record
AUUGUAAUCAUUUAGAGAACGUAUUCAUCGCAUCACAACACAACACAACUCGCUCUGUCUACUUGGUUGAUCGCCGAAACACAGAAUUGACACAGAACCGCCAUGGCCACCAUUCUAUUCAAGGGAAUCGCAGCUCGCUCUCUCACCGCACGUCUAACUAGCUCCUGUUAUUAUGGAAUGAGAUACUCAACUAAGGUGUCUAAUGAUCCCGAUACACAUGAUGACUUCAAACCAGCUAGCAAACUUGAGAAUUCUGGCACUUCUUUGUCAGAUAUUGUUGAGCAGGAUGUCAAGGACAAUCCUGUUAUGCUUUACAUGAAAGGUGUACCUGAUUUUCCACAGUGUGGAUUUAGUUCCCUUGCAGUUAAAGUUUUAAAACAAUAUGAUGUUCCUUUAAGCGCUAGAAACAUUUUGGAGGAUCCUGAACUGAAAAAUGCUGUUAAAGCUUUCAGUCACUGGCCAACAUUUCCACAAGUUUUCAUUAAGGGAGAGUUUAUUGGUGGAUCAGAUAUUGUUCUUAAUAUGCACCAGACUGGUGAGUUGAAGGAAAAGCUUAAAGAUAUUGUGCCAAAGCAGUAAAAGCACAACUAAGCUGAUGGGAUUUAAAAAGAGAGAGGUAGUUUAGACCGACUUGUUCGAUGCAAUUUGUUUCUUUUGAUGAAAAGAUGACAUUAUGUGAUGUCUUUGUAUCAGAUUUUAUGGAUAGUUAUAAGUUAUUUGACGAAUAAAAAAUUGUUAAGGUAUAAAAAUUCCUUGUGCGUGCAUACGUUGCUUUAUUGUUUAUUUGUUGUACACAGUAUAAUAUUAAGAGUUUAAGACUGAACUUUUAUUCA